This is a messenger RNA of Ipomoea nil (Japanese morning glory), 2314 nucleotides long. RefSeq names its product serine/threonine-protein kinase Nek6-like. The record is from RefSeq and is a predicted model, not a curated record. Gene Ontology annotation, biological process: protein phosphorylation. Bases 368 to 2044 code for a protein of 558 amino acids. NCBI's taxonomy places the organism in Eukaryota, Viridiplantae, Streptophyta, Magnoliopsida, Solanales, Convolvulaceae. The transcript is spliced from 13 exons. Gene Ontology annotation, molecular function: protein kinase activity; ATP binding.
CGUAUUCUUGACUUCAACCAACUACCCAUCCCCUAACCCCGUAGAGCAGUCCAAGCUUUUAUCUCACACACGUUUAGCGUACAGCCUUGGUGUUCCUUGACAUCAUUAUGGAAUGAAGCUUUUAUGCUACCACCUUAAUUCCUGGGCCUCCUCCCAAACCCAUCAUUGCUGCAAUAACAUCAUAGAACCCAACUUUGAAGACAUCUUUCCUUGAUUUGUGGUGCUGUUGAGGGGGAAGACUGGGAGAGUUGCCUUUUUUCUUGGUUGAUUUUGGGUGCAAUUAGAGGUGGGUGUGGUUUAAUUGGCUUAAAGGUUGAAUCUUUGGCUUAGAUUUCUGUGGUUCAGUUCUGGGUUUUGAAGGGCAGCCAUGGAGGGGGAGAAUGGUGGUGUGGAUUCCAGGUUGAAGAUGGAAGAGUAUGAUGUGGUAGAGCAGAUUGGCAAAAGGGUUUAUGGAACAACAUUUCUUCUUUUUCAUAGAGCUGAGAAAAGGAAGUAUGUUCUAAAGAAGAUUCCUUUGGCAAAACAGAAUGAGAUGACCAAGCGGGCAGCAUAUCAGGAGAUGAAUUUGAAUGCAAAACUUAAGCACCCGUACAUUUUAGAGUACAAAGAUGCUUGGGUGGAAAAGGGAAGCAAUAUAUGCAUCAUUACCGACUACUGUCAAGGCGGAGAUAUGGCAGAGAUAAUAAAAAAAUCCAAAGGAGCAUUGUUCCCCGAAGAGAAACUGUGCAAAUGGUUGACUCAACUAUUAUUAGCCGUUGAUUAUCUGCAUUCCAAUAGAGUCCUUCAUAGAGAUCUGAAGAUGUCCAACAUUUUCAUCACAAAGGAAAAUGAUGUCCGUCUUGGUGAUUUUGGAUUUGCAAAACUUCUGGACGCAAAAGGGGUCACUUCCUCAGUCGUUGGUACUCCAAACUACAUAUGCCCCGAGCUCCUUGCGGAAAUGCCAUAUGGCUAUAAAUCUGAUAUAUGGUCACUCGGUUGCUGCAUGUUUGAGAUUGCGGGACAUCAACCACCGUUUAGAGCUCCCGACAUGUCGACCCUCAUCAAUAAGAUAAACCGGGGUACUUUAUCGCCACUUCCUAUUGUAUAUUCCUCCACCUUGAAACAGAUUAUAAAAACGAUGCUAAGGAAGAGUCCCGAAAACAGACCAACAGCAGCGGAAUUGUUGAGGCAUCAGCAUUUGCAACCUUACCUUCUUCGAUGCCAGAACCUCUCCUCGGUGUUUCUCCCCGUGAAGUCUCCAAACACUCCAAAGGAGAAAUCGGGAAAGCCUUCUCCUAGCAGCUCGAGCAGUGGCAAAGACAGCAAACGGGGACAGCUAAAGUUAAAAGAUAGUAUACCGGUUUUCUCGCUCGAUCCAAAUCCCGACGUUCAACCGAGCAGCCUACGAAAGAGUAGUGACCCUAUAGAAACCACGCUCGAGACUAAGAGAGUUGAUCGAACGAGCUGUUCUCCAAAGUUCUCCGAAUACAGCGAUGAAUCCUUCAUCGGGGACACAUUUGAGAUAACUAGCAACGAGAAUGGCCACAUUGACUUAUUCUCGGUUAAGGAAAGGUUAAGCAAGCCACAGUCCUCGGCUUCCGUCAUGCCAAACUCGAACACCGAAGAGCAGAAGGAAACGGAACAACUCGAGAUGUUGGGCAGUUCAAACGGUGCUGGGAAAGCAGAAAACGUUGAGAAAUGUAGAGAAGUUUCACUCGACUGCAUUUCAGUGAAAAGCCCGACACAACAGGAAGUUGAUAUGUUAAAGUGCUCGAAUAAGGCUGAGAAAGACGGGAAUCAAGUGAGUGCUGAUCAGGCUUUGUUGCUGAGUAAAUUAACUGCGUUGAGCAAGGGCAAAGACGAGUGGGGAAACCCAACGAAACAAAGAGCCGAUGCUUUGGAGUCUCUUCUUGAGCUCUGCGCUCAGCUAAUUAAACAGGAAAAGCUCGACGAGCUCUCGGGUGUGCUUAGACCAUUUGGAGAAGAAACAGUUUCGUCCAGGGAAACCGCGAUCUGGUUGACAAAAACCCUCAUGGGUUCACAAAAGUUGCCAAAAGGGUCAUAAUUGUGGUUUACCCCAAUGCACUACUUUUGUAAAAAUUAGAGCUUUUCUUGUUGUUUACAUGGUUUGACAUAUAAUUUGUUUCUGGGGAGUUUUAUUUUAGCACUCUGAAGGAUUGGAUUCAUGGGACAGCUAGGAUCUUUUUUUCUUUCUUUAAAAAAAAUGUUUUUGUUGUUGAGAUUGGAAGGAUUAUGUGCCAUGUAAAUCAGGAUGAACUAAGUCACUGUAAGAGGUUGAUGAUAUUGACUAUUGAGCUUUGUUUGGUUUGCAUCA